This is a messenger RNA of Dibothriocephalus latus, 483 nucleotides long. NCBI's taxonomy places the organism in Eukaryota, Metazoa, Platyhelminthes, Cestoda, Diphyllobothriidea, Diphyllobothriidae. The record is from the annotation of a GenBank genome assembly.
AUGAAAAGCCGUCUAGAGCGAGCAAGGAAGAUGAACGAGGCAAUGAAAACGCUCAUUGAUAAAGAGCCCUCCGAGGUUCAACAGAAGCUGACGCAGAUUGAAAGAGUUCGGGAGAAGCUGCUGAUUGAAAACAAAGAUCUCCAGGAAGAACUCAAACUCCGUGAGGAUUCGCUCUUUGAUCAGGAUGACGAGCUUGAAAAGAGGAAUGCCGAACUCGCCAAGCUAAAGCGUACACUGGAACAGUUGAAAUCGGAGCUUGAGGAAAACAAAGCAGAACUUUCCAAGGUCAAGACGCAGGAUGCGGGUAGCUAUUCAAGCAAACUCUCCGCUCAGAUUGCAGACAACGAAAAACUGAGGGAGGAACUAAGCGAGAAGGUCCGAGGACUUGGAGGUAGGUCUGAGUGCAUUUCAGCCUAUUUAGUGGACGUUCAGUUGAAAGCCUUCUUUGCGUACAUAUUACGUAAUGGCGUAAGUAGUAAAUGA